AUGACGGCACCCGUCUCCUUUGCCCCUACUACGGAUACCAUGGACCGCCGUGGCUAUGGUAUUACCAAGACCAAGAAGACAACCUCUACUGGUGGUGGACGGGCAUGGAGCGAGGAGGAGGAAGCAUAUCUCAUCAAAACUCGGAUGCAAAAAAUGCCAUACAAGCACAUUGCUGCCCACCUGAAGAAGACGGAGCUUGCCUGCCGCCUGCACUUCCAUCAGCUCAGCCAUGGCAGCAACCGCCGGAAGCGCACAUCUUCACUGUCUUCUCACGGUUCCAACCAGUCACCUCCCAUGCGUGGCGCUGAUGCAUCACCGGCUCGCGAGCUUGAUGCCGCGCCCAGCCGCUCGGUGUCGCCUUCAGGGUCAACGUAUUCCUACAGCUCCACCAGCCCGAACGCUGUUCAGCUUCCUAGCAUCAUGUCCACGACUAGCUCAACCAACACAUCGCCUCGUCUGCCAGCCAUUCUACCCAAGCCAGCCGCCAUGAGCCUGGGCUUGUCUGCCAUGUCUCGUUCUACUAGCAGGUCUACAUCCCCCGCAUCAUCACACGCCUACACGUCAUCCCUACAUCCUCACAGUACCACCUCUGGAUACCGAUCCACACCGACCAGUUCUCAUGGAUCGCUUCGUCUGGAUUGUUCCGCCUUGCCACGGCUGCCUACUUCGGCAGCUACCCCAGUGGCCUUUUCUUCCAGCCAGCCGGUCGAUAUGAACCGACUCUCUGCAGUGUACAAUGCACGCCGGGCGUCCUUCUGGGCCUCGGUAGCGGCUGAUUAUGGCAACGGAGUCAGCCCGACGGUGUUGGAGCAAGCAUGGCGCAGAGGAAGCAACAGUGGUCAGACACCCGUCACUCCUGUUGGAAGUCCAGAUGAUCAGGUCUAUACGCUCCCUCAAAUCAAAUCUGACAAGACUAGGAUCAGCGCCAUUCUAGGUAUCGAUGCUAACCCCAGGAGUCCGCGGGAGCGGGAGAUGGUGAGGAGGUUGGAGGAGGAGAGGUGUUCUGUUGGCAUGGUUGGCGCAUGA
Molecule: messenger RNA, 1026 nt
Organism: Neurospora hispaniola
Lineage: Eukaryota; Fungi; Ascomycota; Sordariomycetes; Sordariales; Sordariaceae
Exons: 2
Coding region: 1-1026 (341 amino acids)
Source: RefSeq, a predicted model, not a curated record